Messenger RNA from Pieris napi, 3729 nucleotides. RefSeq names its product cilia- and flagella-associated protein 58-like. The coding region runs from base 84 to 2645 and encodes 853 amino acids. Gene Ontology annotation, cellular component: cytoskeleton. The transcript is spliced from 19 exons. The record is from RefSeq and is a predicted model, not a curated record. Lineage: Eukaryota; Metazoa; Arthropoda; Insecta; Lepidoptera; Pieridae.
AAGUCGUGCCUCAUUUUUUAAGUUUUGUUUUGCUUCUUUAAUAUUCAAGUUAUUUAUAUUAAUUAUAUUUUAUUUAAAUCAAAAUGGAUUUACCUGAUGAGGAAGAGGCGUUCGGCGCGGCCAUCAUUAUUGGCUCGGAAACUACAGAAGCCGAAAGGGAAUAUGAAAAAGUCCUAGAACAAAUGCGAGAAUCGGAAGGUCUUAAGCUGUACAGCGAUGUGUAUACUAAGCUGUAUGAUUCCUACUUCAAACUCAAAGGAGAGAACACUACUCACCAGGAGAAAAUUGCAUAUCUCAUGGACAAAGUGGGCCGAUACGACGGUAUAAUUGCUAAUUAUCUAAACGAAAUAUCGGACACAAAUAAAACUGUUGAUAAACUUCGAGCUGAAAUUGAGGAAGCCCGCGCACUAGCUGACGCAAUGCAUGCUCGCGAGUUGAAAAGCGUAGAGACUUUGGAAACUAUGAAGAAGACCAUCGCUCGCUUGGAGAAGGAGCUGGAUGCAAGAAAACGUGCUGGUGAUGAUGAUGCAGGCGCCACUUCAGCCGUGAAGGAGAAAGAGAAGUUUGAGAAAGAAAAAGCGCGACUCCAGGGUGAGCUGGAUGGUGCCAAACUGAGGUUGACGAAUGCUCUUAACUUCAUUGAAGAGCUAGAGCAAAGAAAUACAGCUGCAGAGGAGAACAUCUCCAAGUUGGAAGAACAACUUGAGGAAGCUGAUAACAAUGCGGUGAGACAAAAUCGACUGGUGGAUCACUUAAAAGGUGAAAGUGAAUCACUGAAAUGUGAAGUGGAAAAUAGAGGAAAAGAGAUCUCCGGUCUUAAAGAUAAAUUGUCUAAAGCAGAAAAAACAAUCAAUCGUCGAGAUAAACAACUGAAGGAUAUGACGCGUAAAUUAGAAUUAGCCCAACAAGAGCAAGAAGCAGCUUCAAAUAAGGCAGCUCAGUUGAGAGAGCAACUUGAUUUUACAAAUGCCGAGUUUGAUAAAACAAAACAGAUUCUAACUAACACUGCUAAGGAACUUAAGAAUGCGACAGAUGAUGGCAACCGUCUCCGAAACGAAGUGUCAAAACUAACAAAGCAAAGUGUUCAGCAAACAAAGAAAUAUCAACUCCUAGAACAAGCUAAAGCUGGCGUCGAAGGCGAUCGUGAGAAUCUAAGACAGCAAGUGAGCGUAAUGGAAAGAGAAAUAAUGCUAAACAAGAAACAAGCUGAAGCUGACCGGAGGGAGAUUGAGAAUUUAAACAGAGAGAAAGAGAUAUUUAAUAAAAAUAUGCAGAAGAUUCAGAACGAAGCCAUGGAGAAUCUGCUAGUCAUAAGCCGACAAGAACAGCGAAGGAAGCAGCUGGAACACGAGUUGGAAGUCAGCGCAUCGCAGCUUAAUAAGCAACGGCUCGUAAUACGACAGCUGGAGAAGGAUAAAGACAGAAUGCUUGAAGAAACUAUUGCCUUGAAUGAAAGAAUUGAUGAAAUUUCAGAGGAGGUACGACUCCGCACAGCAGAUAUAUUGGAUCUUAAAAAAGCACUUCGAGAUGAAACCAUAAAGGGUCGAAAACUCUCUGUAGCCCUUGAUGCAACCAGAGCUGAGAGGAACAUGUUGCAUAAGAAUUAUACAGAGGCACAGGAUGAGAUUCAGGAUUUAAAGCAAAAACUUAAGAUGUUAGCUUACCAAAUUGAACAGCUAAAAGAGGACAUAAGCGGCAAAGAAAGUGGUCUUAAAUCAUGUGAAGGGACUCUAGUGAAGUGUAAUAAGAAGAAUGAUCAGUUGAGGGCUGAGGUGCAGGCAGGACUCGUUAAAUUAUCGGAGGCGAAAGCAGAAAUCACUGCCUCAAGACAGGAAGAAGCUAGACUUAAUAGAAUCUUACAGGAAAGUGACACAGCCCGUGCAAAACUGAUGAAGGAGCUAGAAGGUCUUGUCAAUGAGAGAGACGUGGUCGGAGCUCAACUGGUUCGGAGAAACGAUGAAAUAUCACUACUUUACGAAAAGAUACGGAUUUUGGAAGUUACUUUACAUAGAGGCGAGCGUCAAUAUGAGCAAAGGGUUGAAGAUAUUCGCCUUUUACGUCUGGAGAUAAUUCGCCUUCGCAAAGAGAAAAACCUCCUCUCAAAGGGCAUUGAAAAUAUGACGGAUUUGAGGCUAGAGGUUUUCAAUUUGGAACGUGAGCUCGGUCGUGAAAGGUUGCGAGUUCGAGCUCUCGAAGAAGCAUUGGAGACUCCGCUCAAUGUCCAUCGGUGGAGGAAACUGCAAGGCACAGAUCCAGAGAGCGUUCAUCUCACUCAAAAACUUAGGCUUACACAGAAGAAGGUGUUGGCUCAAAGUGAAAUGCUGGUGGCCAAGGACCGUGAGCUGAAGGAGACAAGGAAUUUGUAUGGUGCCGUUAAAGACAUGCUGGCAUUACAACCUAGCCCUGAAAUACAGCAAACCUUGAAUAGAACGCAGCGCGCCUUAGCUCAACGGACUUCCAAAAUGAAGUGCCUUAUAGCGGAACUAAGUAUGCGUGAGAAACAAGUAGCAGACCUACGUUUAGAACUGGACAAAGUGAAUGAAGAUUUGAAUAACUUCAAGCAAAAGUACUACGAAAUGAAAAGGGCGUUAGAUGCUGAUGAAGCGAGGCGACUCAGAGUUCCAACACCAGCCACACCUGUCUGAAGGGGGUUCAGCUUUUUCUUGUAUCAUAUAUAUUGGUUGCCUUGAGCGUUACGAUAUUAAUUUAUUUUGAACGUACUAAUAAGUAAUUUUGGGAAUAUUUUUUUAUAGCUACUGUUACUUUUUAUACUAUAUUUUAAUCACUAGCCAGCCAUAAACAGUUUAUUUUUACUAUAUUUUGUUUAUACAAUUUGUUAUGAUAAAUUGUAGUAAUUAGUAAUCUUUAGUAAAAAGGGUAUGUGCAAUACAAAAAAAUAUACCGUUUAGAAUCGAAUGCCAUAGAUCAAAUGAAUUUUAAGGGAGAGAACUAAAAGACUACUUUAAACUUUGUGGGCACAAGCAUAUAUUUUUAUAUUAAGAACCGAUGUGUGCCAAUCGACUUUUUGAUCUCUAUUUACAAGACUGUAUUUUGUCCAGCUGCAUAAGGCCACACAUUAUGUCUUACAUAAUGAUAUGUAUAUUAUUUGACUGUGAAGUACUUGACUUAUUUUUGUAAAUAUUUUGUACUGUAUACGGGUAAAGAAAUAAAACACAGUGAUCAUUAAUCCGAAAACAAUAGUUUUAUUUAAGAACUUUUUCACUUUCUCAUAAAAUAUACACAUUGUUUUUGUCAUUAAACUAAACUGUAAGUAAAUACUAAUUUUAAAUACCAAUUUCUCGGAUCCACAAGAGAUUUUGGCCCUUACGGUCGUAUGGUGUUCGCUCAUGUACAAAUACUUAACGCUAUUUAGAAAAAAAAAAGUCAAAAAUCAAAAGCAUUUUUGUACAUUCUCAAAAUAAAAACAAGAAAAUCCUGUUUUAAGUGUGAUGAUAAUCUACAGUCGUUUGUCUUAAAAAUAAUACGAAUGCAUGCGGUACCGAGUAGCGAAUACAAAUGCUAUCAAAUGCUUUACCAAGCUUACUCUGCCGCACUGCCGAGGCCACACUUCAACAUUUAAGAUUCCUUGCGACUUAACAAAAAAUCAAAGUGAUCCAACAUUUUAAAUGUUUACCAAUCGCCAUAAAAUUUGUUUUAAAUCUGCCAAAUGCAAUAUCAUCCGAGCACUACUCAAUGUACAUAAAACAAGUUACAUGACGUUAAAAAUGU